ACAAGAGUCUCGCGAAGGACCUCUUCGAGGAUAUGGGGCGCAAGGUCGCCGACGCGAGCGCACAGCAAGAAGAGGACGACUCUCGGGUUGUUGACGAGAUUGAGAGUCUGUGUAUGAACUGCCACGAAAACGGUACUACACGCCUCCUUUUGACAAGAAUUCCCUUCUUCCGCGAGAUCGUCAUCAUGUCCUUCGAGUGCCCGCACUGCCACUUCCGAAACUCUGAGAUCCAGCCCGCUGGUGAAAUCCAGCAGCGCGGUAUCAAGUUCACAGUACGAGUCGACACCGUAGACGACCUCAGCAAGCAGGUCGUCAAGAGCGACACUGCGAUAUUCCGGGUUGAGGAGAUUGACUUGGAAAUUCCCCCUGGUCGUGGACAGCUCACGAACAUUGAGGGCAUCCUCUCUAUGGUCGCGCAAGAUUUGGACCAGAAGCAGGACGAGCGAAGAGAGAAGAUGCCGGAGGUCGCGCCGCAGAUCCAAAAGGUUAUCGAUACACUCAAGGAGAUGGCGAGUGGUGAGAAGCUGCCUUUCAAGGUCACAAUCGAUGACCCGGCCGGCAACUCCUCGAUCGAACCUCCCAACCAGCUCUCCGCUGGAAAGUACUCUCGUCACGAGUACGCACGAACUGCUGCGCAGAACGAAGCGCUUGGCCUGGGUGACAGCAGUGGGCAGAAGGAGGCGCCCCUCAACGUGGAGGCACCAGCCACCGAGAUCCGUCCCGAGUACCACGCUACUCAGAUGUACCCUGAGAUGCCCUCUGCUCACCAGCCUAUGGUGAACAACGUGGACGAAGACAUUGUUGAAGACCAGGUUUACUCCUUCCCAGCAAGCUGCCCAGGAUGCACUUUGUCGUGCACGACAAACAUGAAGAUGGUCAACAUUCCCCACUUCAAGCAGGUUGUCCUCAUGUCUACUGUUUGCGAGCACUGUGGAUACCGAAGCAACGAAGUCAAGACCGGAGGCGAAGUACCGGAGAAGGGUCGCCGCAUUACAGUCAACAUCCAGAACAGGGAGGACAUGUCGCGAGACAUCCUCAAGGCUGAAUCCUGCGCAAUGUCCUGCCCCGAGCUCAACCUCAGUGUUGAGCCUGGUACAUUGGGCGGCAGGUUUACCACAGUCGAGGGUCUUUUGACACAAGUCCGCGACGACCUCCGCUCUUCCAUCUUCGACGUUGGUGAUGGCGGUGACUCGAUGGACUCUGCGUCGAAGAGCAAGUGGAACACCUUCUUCGACCAGUUGGGCUCUGCCAUCGAUGGCAACGAGAAGUUCACGGUCAUCCUUGAGGACCCUCUUGCCAGCAGCUACGUCCAGAGCUUUACUGCGCCAGAGCCUGACCCGCAGAUCAAGGUCGAGGACUACGACCGCACAGAGGAAGAGGAGGAGGAGCUAGGUCUGAAGGACAUGAAGACGGAGGGUUACGAGGAGGAGCACGCUGCAGAGCAGGCGGCCACCAACGGCGCAUGAGCUGUUGCAUGAAAAUUUCGUAGAUUUUUGUUCUCUUGCAUUUGGGACGGGGCAUCCUUAGAUACCAGGGCUUCGCCAGCCACAAUGAAGCA
This is a messenger RNA of Macroventuria anomochaeta, 1558 nucleotides long. RefSeq names its product zf-ZPR1-domain-containing protein. Bases 33 to 1466 code for a protein of 477 amino acids. The transcript has 2 exons. NCBI's taxonomy places the organism in Eukaryota, Fungi, Ascomycota, Dothideomycetes, Pleosporales, Didymellaceae. Gene Ontology annotation, molecular function: zinc ion binding. Gene Ontology annotation, cellular component: cytoplasm; nucleus. The record is from RefSeq and is a predicted model, not a curated record.